Molecule: messenger RNA, 670 nt
Organism: Budorcas taxicolor (takin)
Lineage: Eukaryota; Metazoa; Chordata; Mammalia; Artiodactyla; Bovidae
Gene: BATF3
Product: basic leucine zipper ATF-like transcription factor 3
Exons: 3
Coding region: 44-412 (122 amino acids)
Biological process (GO): regulation of transcription by RNA polymerase II
Cellular component (GO): nucleus
Molecular function (GO): DNA-binding transcription factor activity, RNA polymerase II-specific; RNA polymerase II cis-regulatory region sequence-specific DNA binding
Source: RefSeq, a predicted model, not a curated record
GAGGCUGCGCGGCGGGCCGGGCCGAGCCGGAGCAGCGCCCGGCAUGUCGCAAGGGCUCCCGGCUGCCGGCAGCGUCCUGCACAGGAGCGUCUCGGCGCCCGGGAACCAGGCGCGGCCGCAGAGCCCUGAGGAUGACGACAGGAAGGUCCGGAGGAGGGAGAAAAACCGAGUUGCUGCUCAGAGAAGUCGGAAGAAGCAGACCCAGAAGGCUGACAAACUCCACGAGGAGUAUGAGUGCUUGGAGCAAGAAAACACAGUGCUUCGGAGAGAGAUCGGCAAGCUGACGGAGGAGCUGAAGCACCUGAGCGAGGCGCUGAAGGAGCACGAGAAGGUGUGCCCACUGCUGCUGUGCCCCCUGAACUUUGUGCCCUUGCCACGGCCGGACCCUGUGGCCGGCUGCCUGCCCCGGUGAAGCCCAGAGACGGCCCUCCUCGGCUCAGCGAGGAGCCCGACGAGUUGGUAUCUUUCACCCCCACUGGAGGAGGCUUCUCUCCACAUCCGGGCGCCUGGGUCACCUCUUUGGAGCUCCGGGCUCGGUCCUCGGUGGCCCAGGCUCAGCGUGACGCUCCCCCUCCCCGCAGGAGCCUGACUCAGAGCCUGCAGCGGAGCCAGGCCGGAGUCGCUGUGCUUCCGCUUUGUCAGCUAGUACCUUCCUUUGCAGAAUCAUUUC